Messenger RNA from Lottia gigantea (owl limpet), 375 nucleotides. RefSeq lists its product as hypothetical. Bases 1 to 375 code for a protein of 124 amino acids. Gene Ontology annotation, biological process: catecholamine metabolic process; serotonin biosynthetic process. The record is from RefSeq and is a predicted model, not a curated record. The transcript is spliced from 2 exons. Lineage: Eukaryota; Metazoa; Mollusca; Gastropoda; Lottiidae. Gene Ontology annotation, molecular function: aromatic-L-amino-acid decarboxylase activity.
AUGGAGAGGAAUGUGGCAUUGGUAAACUUGAAGGUAUCUCAAACAUUUCCGUUUCACUCAAUAUUUUCUGUUUUCUUUUGUAGGAAUAUCAAACUAGCUAAAGAAUUUGAAAAAUUAGUUUUAGAAGAUAAAAGAUUCGAAAUCUCAUUUGAUGUUAUAAUGGCGCUAGUUUGUUUUAGGUUAAAGGGCACAAACGAAAUCAAUGAAAAACUAUUAAAAUUAAUCAGCGAGGAUGGAAGAAUCCAUAUUGUGCCAUCGAACUUCAAGGAAAAGUAUUACUUACGUUUUGCCGUUUGUGCUACGUCCACUACGUCAGAGCACGUUCAGUUUGCCUGGAAAGUGAUCACAGAAAUGACUGAUAAACUCAAAGUAUAA